AUGAGGGCCACAUUGCGACUGCUGGCUAAUGUCAAGCCAGGCCGGUAUCUUGAGCCAUUUGCCCCAACAGGCCUUACCGGUCUCGCUACCCACCCCAAUCCGCGACCGACUCUUAUCUACCUCUAUCAAUCGACGUUGGAAAGACUGAAAGAUAUCCCUGAAUCCUCCGUAUAUCGCAAAUCAACAGAAGCACUUACGCGUCACCGUCUAAAUAUUGUCGAGUCGGUAAAACCUCCUGGUUUUGGAUCCUGGCUGGAGAGAGUCAAGGCUGCCGUGGCAGAGAAUCCUGAUGGCUAUAAAUCAGCUUUGAGACCAGAUGGAACCUACGCUGCAUAUCAACAAAAGGAAAAGCCGAAGGAAGAUUUAAGUUGGUCGGGGGAACCAUUUAACCCCCAAAUUGAAGGUGCAUAUCUCAAUGAGCAAGAAAUGGAAGCUCGGAUAGCAGAGGCCCAGGAAGAAGCAAACAAACAGUUAGAACCAAAGUUGGAAUGGGAACAGGAGCCCGCUCUUGAAGCAUCGCAGAUCUCCGAUAUCGAACAACAAAUUGGGAGCGGAUUGAUUGAAGAGGUCAUUCAAACCGCUCAAGCAGAAUUAAAUCUCGUUGACGAAAUGACUAAAGCCAAGGUUUGGGAGGACCUUGAGCAAAAGCCAAAGCCAGGCCAAUGGGUCUACUUUGAAAGAGGGCCUUCGAAGUCAUGA
Messenger RNA from Ophidiomyces ophidiicola, 699 nucleotides. RefSeq lists its product as uncharacterized. Gene Ontology annotation, biological process: respiratory electron transport chain. The coding region runs from base 1 to 699 and encodes 232 amino acids. Lineage: Eukaryota; Fungi; Ascomycota; Eurotiomycetes; Onygenales; Onygenaceae. The record is from RefSeq and is a predicted model, not a curated record. The transcript has 3 exons.